AUGGCCGAACAGAGCAGCUCAAUCAUCAUGGCCAAAGAAGCAGAGAAGCAUAUUAAAGCUCUCCAGACUAAACAAGCUUCUCUGCAGUCAGAAAAUGCAGAGUUAGAAAGUGAGAAUCAAAAGCUUCACCAGAAACUUAAAGUAAUGACUGAACUAUAUCAAGAAAAUGAAAUGAAACUCCACAGGAAACUAACAGUAGAGGAAAAUUACCGGCUUGAUAAAGAGGAGAAACUUUCCAAAACAGAUGAAAAAAUCAACUGUGCAGCUGAGGAGCUGAAGACAUAUAGAAAGCGAGCUAAAGAUCUUGAAGAAGAACUGGAGAGAACCAUUCAGUCUUACCAAGGGCAGAUCAUUUCCCAUGAGAAAAAAGCACAUGAUAAUUGGUUGGCAGCUCGUACUGCUGAAAGAACCCUCACUGAUUUAAGGAAAGAAAAUGCUUACCACAGACAAAAAUUAACCGAAACAGAGUUUAAAUUUGAACUUUUAGAAAAAGAUCCUUACGCACUUGAUGUUCCAAAUACAGCAUUUGGCAGAGAGCAUUCCCCAUAUGGUCCCUCACCAUUUGGUCGACCUUCGUCUGAAACGAGAGCUUUUCUCUCUCCUCCAACUUUGUUGGAGGGUCCACUCAGACUCUCACCUUUGCUUCCAGGGGGAGGAGGAAGAGGCUCAAGAGGCCCAGAGAAUCCUCUGGACCACCACAUUAGUAAUGAAAGAGGAGAUUCAAGCAACGAGAAGUUAACUGAUGUUCACAGAGAACCUUCUGACACUGGGUCCCUGUCACCAACUUGGGAACAGGACCGCAGGAUGAUGUUCCCUCCAUCAGGCCAGCCAUAUCCUGAUCCAGUUGUUCCUCUCCAAAGGCAAGAUAGAUUUUAUUCUAAUUCUGGCAGACUGUCCGGACCAGCAGAGCUUCAGAGCUUUAAUAUGCCUUCUUUGGACAAAGUGGAUGGUCCAGUGUCUUCAGAAAUGGAAUCCGGUAGAAAUGAUACCAGAGAUGAUCUUGGUAAUUCAAAUGUGCCUGACUCUACUCUCCCUGCUGAAAGUGAAGCAGCUGGCUCUGGCUUCGUUCCUCCACCACCUCCUCCUGUCAGAGGCCCAUUGUUUCCCAUGGAUCCGAGGAGCCAUUUUAUAAGAAGGGGGCCUCCUUUUCCUCCACCUCCUCUAGCAAGCAUGUAUGGAGCCCCUCGAGAUUAUUUUCUGCCAAGGGAUUUCCCUGGCCCACCACAUCCUUCAUUCCCAAUGAGAACAGUCUACUCACCGACUGCUGUUCCUCAAUAUCCUCCCCCAAGAGCUGGAUACUUCCCCCCACCCCUACACUCUGAAAGUAGAAGUGAGUUCCCUUCAGGGUUGAUUCCUCCUUCAAAAGAAACUGCUGUUGAACCUUCAGAACCACAAGAAGUCUGAUGAUAUUUUUGAGCAUUCUGCAAAAGUAAUUUUGAGUUAUCUCUCAUUUUCAGUUUAAGUAACUGCUGUUACUUAAGUGAUGAUACUUUUGCUCAAAUUGAAGCUUAAUGGAAUCAUAAUUCUCAGGAUAGUAUUUUGUAAAUAA
Molecule: messenger RNA, 1549 nt
Organism: Castor canadensis (American beaver)
Lineage: Eukaryota; Metazoa; Chordata; Mammalia; Rodentia; Castoridae
Source: RefSeq, a predicted model, not a curated record